Ixodes scapularis (black-legged tick) is the source of this 2172-nucleotide messenger RNA. RefSeq lists its product as uncharacterized. The transcript has a single exon. Lineage: Eukaryota; Metazoa; Arthropoda; Arachnida; Ixodida; Ixodidae. Gene Ontology annotation, biological process: DNA integration. Bases 1 to 2172 code for a protein of 723 amino acids. The record is from RefSeq and is a predicted model, not a curated record. Gene Ontology annotation, molecular function: nucleic acid binding; zinc ion binding.
AUGGCCAAUAUUCAACACACGUUUGAAGCCCUCCGUGACAAGGUCUUGGUCGAGCAGUUUCUGCUCACUUGCUCCACUAAGUUGACUAUUUUUCUCCGAGAGAGAGAAUGCCAAAGCUUGCAAGAAGUUGCGUCAAAGGCGGACCUUUUCCUAGAGGCUCAGGCCCAGCCUACUACGAGUAAGUCGAAAAUCGACGAGACGAAUAAGCAGUCUAGUGUGGCGUUAGCAGAUAAGUCUAAAACAGGAGGGGGCAGGAAAGCUUUGCGUUGCUUUUUAUGCAACAAAAUUGGGCACAAGGCGGAAAACUGUCAUGGACGUCCGCCGGCCUCCAAAGGAAUUACUUGCUGGCAAUGCGGGAAAACUGGACACCGUGCAGAUAGCUGCAGGUCAAAGCCUAACGACAAUCAUCAGGCGUCAUGUCUUUGGACGAAGUCAAGAAACGGAGAGGUGACCGAGCCCGAAGAUGGCUUUGUUACCCUCAAGAAUGGUGACAAGAUUCCGGUUGUCAACUCGGCAAUAGGACAUCCUCCCAAGUUUCUAGUGGAGAAUCUUCCAGUUCUAGAGGGAGAUAUGGGUGGCCACAAAAUAACUGUCCUCAGGGACACGGGCUGCAACACCGUCGUUGUUCGCCAAAGCUUGGUUCCGAAGGAAGCGUACACGGGAAUAUUGAGCCCGGUGUUUCUACUGGACAGAACAGUAAGGCACCUUCCCGAGGCCGAGAUUAUGGUUAGGACACCAUACUACACGGGAAAGUUAAUAGCGAAGUGUGUAAACGACCCUCUGUACGAUCUGGUGUUGGGAAAUGUGCCGCUUGUACGAGAUGCCAAUGACCCCGAUCCAAACUGGAGUUUGAAUGUGAAAACGAGGGAAGCUCAUGUGUUGGCGACAGAGCCAGCCGAUGAACAGAAGACCGGGACGGAAGGCGUCCUGGCGAAAGAGACACAUGUAGAGUCUCUAGAACGCUCUGCUGACGAAUGUUUACUCGAACGGGGCGAUAAAGAGUUCAUGGGCACCGCGGGGGCUGUGAUGAGCAAGAAACCUACAUGUCGACCCCCGCCAUCGCCUCCCGAACUGCGAGUACCUGAGGUACCACUGCUUCAAACAACUAAAGAGGAGCUCAUCCAGGAGCAAAAGAAUGACGAAACCCUGAAGAAAUGUUUCCACGACGUUGGGAAAGUAACCAAGAAGCACAGGGGCAGAACGAAGUACGAGUUUUUCAUUAGGAAUGAGCUGUUGUACAGGAGCUGUACAUACAGUUCCGGAAGAAAGACCGAUCAGUUGGUUCUCCCGAAAACGUUUCGGCGAACUGUCACCGGGAUGGCACAUGACGGAAUAAUGUCAGGCCACCAGGGCGUGAGCAACACAAUAGCAUUAGUGUCUGAAGAGUUCUUUUGGCCGGGUGUCCAAAGCGACAUUAAGAGGUACGUGCGGUCGUGUGACAUUUGCCAACGGACGGUCCCCAAAGGGAGAGUAGGCAAGGCCCCCUUAGGUACCAUGCCGACGAUUGUAACUCCCUUUCAGAGGGUGGCCAUUGACAUCAUUGGUCCGAUUGCUCCCAAAUCAGACUCGGGGAACCGAUACAUCUUAACCAUGGUGGAUGUGGCUACUCGAUCCCCCGACGCGGUAGCCUUGAAAACCAUCGGAACUCCGGUAGUAGCGGAAGCUUUAGUUGACAUGUUUACGCGAUACGGCGUACCGAGAGAGGUCCUUAGUGACCGUGGUAGCGCGUUUACUUCCGACCUGAUGAAGGAGGUGGGUCGCCUGCUGUCAGUGAGACGCCUUUUGACUACUCCCUAUCAUCCCAUGAGCAACGGGUUGGUAGAGAAAUUCAAUGGAACUUUAAAGUUGAUGCUACGUAGAAUGUGUCAGGAGAGGCCCAAUAAUUGGGACCGGUACCUGCCAGCGCUGUUGUUCGCUUACCGGGAGGUACCCCAGUCCAGUUUGAGAUUCUCUCCAUUUGAGUUGUUAUAUGGGAGAACGGUACGGGGGCCAUUAACUAUACUGAGAGAAGUGUGGUCCAACGAGGCGUUGAACGAGGAAACAAAAACGUCGUACAGCUACGUCAUGGAACUGAGAGACAAACUGGAGGAGACCUGCAAACUGGCACACCAAUGCUUGGAUGAAGCCAAGUUAAAAUACAAGGCGUAUUAUGAUCGGAAGAAAGUCAACUGA